This is a messenger RNA of Nothobranchius furzeri (turquoise killifish), 1417 nucleotides long. RefSeq names its product WD repeat domain 77 (gene wdr77). Gene Ontology annotation, cellular component: methylosome. Gene Ontology annotation, biological process: oocyte axis specification. Gene Ontology annotation, molecular function: protein binding. The record is from RefSeq and is a predicted model, not a curated record. NCBI's taxonomy places the organism in Eukaryota, Metazoa, Chordata, Actinopteri, Cyprinodontiformes, Nothobranchiidae.
GAAGAUAGCGCGCUCUGAUUGGGUAACAUAUUUCAACGUAACACUGGAGCAGGAAGUUUAUCUAACGUUUCUGUGUGCUGCUGUUCGCCUUAAUUUUCAUUCAUUUGCGAAGCAUUACAUUUGACUGUUUUGUGAAAUUUAACAAUUAUCAUAGUUUAGGGACGCCGUUUUUAAUAACAUCUCCCAAAAAGGCUAAAGACAAAACACUCGUGUGUUUACGUCGGUGCUGCUAGCUAGCUAACCAGGAGCUGCAUUAAGGGAAGGUUCGACCCGCGGUUUGGAUGAAAAGUUCAGUCAACAACAGCAUGAAAAAGGAAAACCGGUGGAACAUUCCCCCCAACGCUCCUGCCUGUAUGGAGAAACACCUGUGUGCUGUUCAGUACCGAGCAGACGGCACCCUGCUGCUUGGGGCCUCCAGCCUCUCUGGCAGGAACUGGCAGGGAUCUGUGUGGAUCUUCAGCGAUCCCGAGCAGGCUCCCAGCGAGGGAUUCUGCAAAGCUGGGGUGCAGACCGAGGCUGGGGUCACAGAUGUUAAAUGGGCGAAUGAGAAAGGAGUUCUUGUUGCAUCAGAUUUAGGUGCUUUGGAGUUUUGGGAACUGGCAGAGGACGAGCACCUGCUGGUGAACCGCUUCACAAAAUAUGAACACGACCAUGUAGUCACCACUGUGAGCCCUGUUACUGGAGCGAGCAGUGCUGUCACUGGCAGUAUGGACUGCAGAAUUAAAGUCUGGGAUCUCGGUCAGGAAACCGUUGUCACCACCUACAGUGUGCACACACAGCCUGUCAACUGUGUUUCCUGCAGUCCUACAGACGAAUCUCUCUUCAUCUCAUGUGGACAAGAUGGCCGUGUGUUGAUGUGGGACAGGAGGAAGCCAAACAAACCUGCCACGAAGAUAGAUGUUGGGUCGUCUGGUUGUCCGGCUACCACUGCUGCGUGGCACCCCCACCUCAGAAGCACCGUUGCCUUUGGCGAUGAGCUGGGAAAAGUGACUGUGAAGGAUUUCUUAGGAACCGAUCCGGCCCGGGAGAAGAUGGUCCACAGCCGUAGGGUUAACAGCCUGGCCUUUUCCACAGACAAUGCCUCCCUGCUGGCCUCCGUUAGCGAUGACUGUUCGCUCGCUGUCAUGAAGCCUGAGCUGGAGGAAGUACUGAGAGACCGACGGCACCGGGACUUUGUCGGAGGUGUUUGUUGGCGUCCCGCUGGCUCCACUGCUCUCACUACUGUGGGCUGGGAUCAUCUGGUGCUCCAUCACUCUGUUGAUGCUGCUUCCUCAUCUUAGACACAACCUGGUGUUCGUGAAUAUCCAGAUUAGCUUCUCAUUCAGGAAGAAAGGACUGAAACAUCUGACUCGUUCAACACAUCAGAUGAAAGUACACAGGCUUGCACGUUAUUUUACAUUAAAGGAAAUUCAGAAAA